UCAACAAUCGUUUGUGUGAGUAAGCGAGCGACCCGGAAGGAAACUAUCAAUUAAGAUAAAUAAAUGAAAUGUUUUUACAAUCAUUGGUUUGAUAAGAGGAAUGGAAUUGAUAUGAACGGGAUGCCAGAAAAUUCGUGUCCCCACAUUGACUGGAAAACUCGAAUCCAGAUUCAUGGGACUUUAUGGAAAAAAUCGGCACAAUCGAAAUGGAUGAAGCGGCUGGUUGUGGUGCGGGAUGGCUGGUUGCUGUACUACCCGGAGACAGAAAGGAAGGAGGUCCCACGCAGACAGUUUUUUAACAUACACCCUAAGGCUGCCCUACCACUAGGGACGUGUGUUGUUACCCAAUCAAAAGAAAUGGGUCAACACUAUGCAUUCACCAUUGAAUCUGGAGAAAUAGAGGGUCCUCUAACACUGGCAGCAGAGAACGAAUUCGAGAGAGACAAAUGGUUGGACGUCCUGGAAAAGUCUAAACGAAUCACAUAUGCUAAUCAGCAAUUAUCUCAUGAUCUCAUUAGACAACUCGAGGAACAUGGUCAGGUGAUGGCAAAACAACGACAAGACUACUUUGACCGUCUUCAGUCUGAGGUUCAAGAACUGGCAGGGGAGAAAGAAAAAACAUGGGAGCUGGAGCGUCUCAACGAAGAACUUGAGAAAGAGAAGAUGAAAAUGGAGGCAUUCAAUGAAGAAAUGAAAUCAGAAUAUGAGAAGGUCAAAAGAGAGCUGGAGGAGAUGGUGGGGAUGAUGAAGAGUCUGGACACAGAGAGGAACGAGCUGUACGACAACCUCAAACACCAGGAGGAGGAUCUCAAGGUGCUGGCCACGGAGAAAGAGACUAUUCUGAGCUCAUUGAAGAAACAGGAGUCCGUCACCGAGCAACUGUCGAACGAGAAACAGGAAACAGAGGAGAGGAUGCGUAAGAAACUUGCAGACAUUGAGGAGCAGACGUCACACCUUCUGGAAGAGAAGGCUGAGGCAGAAAUGAGAUUAGAGGAGAAUGAGCGCCGUGCACAAGAGCUGGAGGAAGAGAAGCAGAUGUACAAUGAGCAGGCUCAGGAACUCCAGUCAACCAUCAAGGAUCUGACAGUACAAAAAGAAAUGACAGAAGCAGAAUUAAAGGAUGAGAUAAUGGCGCGGAUGGAUGCAGAGCGGCGUCUGCAAGAGGCAGAGAAGUCGCUACAUCGACUGGGCGUACAGGUGGAGAUGGAGACACCGAACAUAGAGACGGGCGUCAAGGAGCAGAUGGUUGUGAAUGUCAAUAAGCUCAAGGAAUUCUUUGAGAACCUUGCCCAAGAAGCCAAGGUGGAUCCAGAUAAGCCAGUUGUGAUCAAGAAUGCAAUCCAUGCCCGCAAAACCAUCAUGAGGAAAAACCGGACCAGGAAGUUUGAGCGGAGAAAAUCUAGCAAUGUAUCUAUCGAUUCCACUGGUAUGCGACCGAAGUCAAUGGAUUUAGACCAGCUGGAUCUUCGAAAAGUAAAAACUAUAUCACCAAGAAGGACCCAGUCCACCUUUGUUCGCAACGACCCGAUUACAGAUGAGGAUGGCAUGUUGACUGGUUUGAAGGCUCUUCCGCCAUUGACAGAAGUUUACAAUGAACAUUUUUAAAUGCUUUUGUACUGUCUUCUUUGUUUUCAUGUUUAUGAAAACUACAGUCUUUAAAUUCAUUUGAAGUAAAAAAAAUGUCCACUUUGAGGAAGCUGGGGUAUUUUGAUUUGUACCUGUUGCCGGGUAGGUUGGUUUGACUGUAGACCAUUAAUUUUGUUUCCAUUCGAUAUCUAGAGAAGGCUUUCACAGGCAACCAUACAAAUAAGUAUGAUUGUAGCUAAAUAAAAUUUUAUUUUAACAGAUGAAACAGGGGCUUUGCACAGUAAAUUUGUGUCCUCCUCACAAUAUCAAAGAAUGCUUAGAAUCAUAUAGACUAGCUUGCUAGUGAGUCUUUAAAAAAGGAUCACACCUAAUGAUAUUUAAAUCAAUGGAUAAAAGUCAAGGUCACAGGCAUAACUUGCUGUGAGUUUAGAGGGAAAGGGGGGGGCAAACAUGUUUUACAAACAUCUCUCAUUGUAUUAUUAAUCAAGAAAUUUGAUCUGAUAACGGAUUACAUGUAUUUAGUUUUUUCCAUAAUUAGUGUUAGAAUUUUAGAAUUUCAUACAUGACUGUGUUUUGUAUUUUUCUUUACAAUUAGUUUUUAAAUAAUGUUGUUGAUUUUGUUUGUACAAUCCAAAAAGUCUUACCAACCAAUGAUUUUUCACGAAAGAGUUCACCCUGUGAUUUUUCAGCUGCCCUGGCAUUUUUUUUGUCCGGCUAAAUCCCUAGUAUAUAAGAUAUACUCGAAUUUAAGUAUGUGCACAAUUCAUUAUAAGAACGAAAAAUUAGUGAGUGUUAUUUUACAGCAUAUUCAUGUAUUCAUGGAUAUAUAAAUUGGAUGAAGGGAACACACUUGUAUCAUGUGUGGCAUUCAAACAAAAAAGGACAGUUCAUUUGAAUUGUAGGGCUAGAAACUGAGAUUAUUGGGAAAAAAGUAAAUAAAGUCCAAAUAAUUAGGAUUCUUGUUUUAUAUUUAGUCCUACCAAUAUGGAAAGGAGAUUAUUCUAGUUUGAUGACUAUAGUUAUUCAAAUAUAAUAGCAUAUUUUGUAGUGAAAUAUAUGGGGAAAUAUCAGUAAGUUGCACUUUAUUAAUAUAAUGCUAAAUGAUCAAAAGUAACAUAAUGGAACAAUUACUUUUCCAAUUUAAUUGGACACCACAACUUUGUCAGUUUGUCAUGCAAUUUUUCAAUGAAAUGAAAUGACCAAUUGCUGGAUUUAAUAAAGUUUUAAUGAUCCUAAAUUUAGCUAAACGUCUAUCAUAAUUAUAUAUGUCCCCACUUUACUGGUAAUUUGGCUAUCAGUGUUUGUACAGUAUAAACCUCAGAAUUGCUUUGUUAUUUAUUGCAGAGUUUAUUUAAUUACUGUCUUAAGAUUUUAUAUGAUAUAUUCUUUUUUUAUGCCCCCUUCGAAGAAGAGGGGGUAUAUUGUUUUGCACAUGUCGGUAGGUAGGUAGGUCGGUCCGUCCGUCCACCAGAUGGUUUCCGGAUGAUAACUCAAGAACGCUUAGGCCUAGGAUCAUGAAACUUCAUAGGUACAUUGAUCAUGACUCGCAGUUGACCCCUAUUGAUUUUGAGGUAACUAGGUCAAAGGUCAAGGUCACGGUGACCCGAAAUAGUAAAAUGGUUUCCGGAUGAUAACUCAAGAACGCUUAUGCUUAGGAUCAUGAAACUUCAUAGGUACAUUGAUCAUGACUCGCAGAUGACCCCUAUUGAUUUUCAGGUCACUAGGUCAAAGGUCAAGGUCAUGGUAACCCGAAAUAGUAAAAUGGUUUCUGGAUGAUGACUCAAGAACGCUUAUGCCUAGGAUCAUGAAACUUCAUAGGUACAUUGAUCAUGACUCGCAGAUGACCCCUAUUGAUUUUCAGGUCACUAGGUCAAAGGUCAAGGUCACAGUGACUCAACUUAGAAAAAUGGUUUCCGGAUGAUAACUCAAGAACGCUUACGCCUAGGAUCAUGAAACUUCAUAGGUACAUUGAUCAUGACUCGCAGAUGACCCCUAUUGACUUUCAGGUCACUAGUUUACUAUAUAGCCUUGCAGUAUGCAUAGAUUAGUGUACAAGUAGUACUGCUUUGUUAGUUGUUGAAUAUUUUAUGUUAAAGAAUAAAAUAAACAUUAAAUUGGUGGAUUUAGUCAGCUGUAUGGGGAGGAGGAGGCUGAAUAUAUCCCGAAAUUAGUCAGUGAAAACCAAGAUUUGGUCAGGAAAAAGUCAGUGAAAAGUUAAGGGAAUUUUAUCUCAUCAGGUUGGUGGCAACCCUGAUAAACUACAUAGCAACGUCAUAUUUGGCUUACUGGGGGGCAUAGUGUUUCUCAAAGAAAUCUUGUUUUCAAAAGUGUGUGCCAUUUCACAUAAUUUUCAAGCAGAUUGUGUGUUUAAAUGCUGCUUGUUAUCCACCAUGUAUUGUCUCAGCUGAUAUUUUUUUUAUUUGUUUAUCUACAUAUGUUAACUACUUACAUGUUAAGCAUGCAUAUCAUACUUGUAUUAUGUGGCUGACAUUUCAUAUGUGUAUGUAACAUACAUAUAAUAAUUUGUGCAGGCUUUAGCAGCCUAUGCCUUAGCUCACCUUAACACAAAGUGUCCCGCGUCAACAUUUGCCUUCAACUUAGUAUUUCCCUGAAACACCCGGUGGAUUUUUACCGAAAUGUGCGUGUACCUUAAUUAAAAUGUUUUGUUUAUAGUAAUCUGUCAGAAAGAGCUACCGGUUUAAUUGGGAGAAAGAAAGGUCACAAAAACUGCAGAAACGCUUGUUUAUAUGUUAUUGGAAGAUUGUCCCGAGAUGAACUUAUUUUGGAUUUAUAUUCCAUUAUAAAUGGCUUGAUAUUUGUGUUUUUGAGUUUGUUUUUUUUUAUUCAUCUUAGCAUUUUGUAGAUGUAUAGAUCUAUUCAAAUUAUUAAAAAGCAUGGAUAUAUGUAAUCAGAUAUUUGCAUAUGAUUUAAUUAUGGACUUGAUGUUUAGAUUCAAAUGUUAAUUCAAAUAUUUGUUUUUGUUUGCUUUGUAUAACUAUGAAAUUCAAUGAAAUGCCAGAAAACAACACUUUUUGUAUUGACUCUAUAAUUGGUGUCUAUAUAAAAAACAAUUUAAUCACACUGUAACAAGGGCCCGUAUUCACCAACCCAUUCUUACACUUAAAAAUAAAGAAUGGACUUAGAACCAAGAAAAAUACUUCCAGUGUUUGAAUAUAUACAGGCUACGGGUGAUUAUGUCAUUAACAAAAUGUUCUACACAAAAAAUGCUUUAUAUGGAUGUGGUUAUUGCCAUGUUUAACUCAACAUUAAAGAAAUUCUUGAAUAUUCUUAUGGAAAGAAUUGUCUUUAUUCUUAGACUAAAGUCUAAGAAUUGUUUGGUUAAUACGGGCCCAAUGGUUAUAGUGUCCUCUUUAGUUUAAGCAGACAAUACGUGAACAGUGUUUGUGAAAUCUUUAUGAAACUGUAUGGAAGAAAAAGGAAUUUUGGUUUCGGCCGUAAAUAUUCAUAUUCUUUAUCCAAAUUGAAAUAUGUCUCUUAAAGCAUCAUGUCAUAGGUGCUAAAGACUAACAAUAUUUUCAGCUUAAAAAUGACUGUGUGUUUUAUUACUAUUUUUGGGGUUCCCUUGACAAUCUUACUAGCACAGUAAAGUAUUUGUAUGAAUGUAUGCAUGUUUGUGUUGUUACAGACAUACAUGUCAUAACUGCAACAAUGUCAUGACCAUGUCAUGAUUAACAGUGGAAUUUGCAAUCAAUGUCAGGAUUAUCUUUUAUUAUAUAUACACUGUUAAUGUCAUGAACAUUUUUUUUACAAAUUAUUUGUUAUUUUAGUGUAUUGGCAAAAAAAGAAUGUACUCUUAAACAAUAAAAAAUGGCAAAUAAA
Messenger RNA from Dreissena polymorpha, 5427 nucleotides. Its product is annotated as pleckstrin homology domain-containing family D member 1-like. The coding region runs from base 64 to 1605 and encodes 513 amino acids. The record is from RefSeq and is a predicted model, not a curated record. The transcript is spliced from 15 exons. Lineage: Eukaryota; Metazoa; Mollusca; Bivalvia; Myida; Dreissenidae.